Messenger RNA from Diabrotica virgifera virgifera (western corn rootworm), 916 nucleotides. Its product is annotated as 52 kDa repressor of the inhibitor of the protein kinase-like. Gene Ontology annotation, molecular function: sequence-specific DNA binding. The transcript has 3 exons. Lineage: Eukaryota; Metazoa; Arthropoda; Insecta; Coleoptera; Chrysomelidae. The record is from RefSeq and is a predicted model, not a curated record. The coding region runs from base 315 to 749 and encodes 144 amino acids.
CUUAAUUCAUGGCACCGGCAUCGGCUCGUUACUUUAGCCUUUAAUUGGAUGUCUUAGAAGAUGUUUAUUUAAAGACAAGUAUAAUAAGGGACUCAUAGUUGAAGCACAGUAUAAAGAGGUUCCACAGUAGAACCACUCUCCGAAAAAUUGGAAGUAAAAUCUUUCAACGCGCAGGGCGGCUGCGCAUUAUUUCCUGGCCGCGCGAGAACCAUUCUUCCAUUGCUAGUCGAGUAGGAACGUACGGGUUAACAGUGCCGUAUUUUGCUUAAAUUGAGUUAGUUUUGUGAAUAAUUGUUAAUAUUGUGAAGUUGAACAUGAGUAAAAUUCGAACUGGUAUUAGUCGGUGUUCAGCAAAAAUGUGCACGAACAAUUCAAAAAAUUGUAACUACAGUUUUUUCCGAUUUCCCAAGGAAGCUGAUAGAGCACGAAAUUGGGCAAUGUUGUGCCAGAGAGAAGAUUUGUUAAAGAAAACAAACUUAAAUUUGAACAGAUUAUGCAGUGUGCAUUUUGAAAAUACUAUGUUUUCACAUAAAACUCGGAACAGGUUAUGUAAAAACGCAGUACCACGUUUAUUUCUUUCAAUAGAAGACAGUCCAAACCAACAUUCAAAUGUUGAUCAAGUUUUUUGGAACGAAUACCAAACUGAGCAAAACUUCACCUUUUGGAAGGACUCCACGAGCCUGAAUGGAGCCUCCAAUAUCGUCGGCGAUGAUCACCAUAAUGAAUAUCUAACCAACCAACACCUGUAGGACUGGUGGCCCACAACAUCUACGACCUCAGAGCCAGUUGCAGAACCAACAGCCAAGAUACCAAGAAUCUACAGACAGAUUCCAACGGCAUACCAUAAAUAUAAUCUGAUCUGUUAGUUUUCGGCAAGGUCUUGUAUAUCUUUGAUUUGACAUUACAUUACUUUAUU